ACCCCCCCGUCCCCAGGGCUCGGACCCCCCCGUCCCCAGGGCUCGGACCCCCCCGUCCCCAGGAGCCGGCGGCGGGCCCUCCCGCUGCCCGUUCUCCCCCUCAAGAACACAGCGCCACCAAGAGAAAAUGGCCUCUUGGCUGGAUAUGCGUGAUAAAAUGAGGAAAUGGAGGGAAGAAAACUACCGAAACAGUGAACAGAUAGUGGAUGUUGGAGAAGAGUUAAUUAAUGAAUAUGCAUCUAAACUUGGAGAUGACAUUUGGAUAAUUUAUGAACAGGUGAUGAUUGCUGCCCUGGACUGCAGUCGAGAUGAUCUGGCAUUGUUUUGUCUUCAGGAACUAAGGCGGCAGUUUCCUGGGAGCCACAGAGUUAAACGAUUAACUGGAAUGCGAUUUGAAGCUAUGGAAAGGUAUGAUGAUGCUAUCCAGUUAUAUGAUAGAAUUUUACAAGAAGAUUCAACUAAUACAGCAGCAAGAAAGCGUAAGAUUGCCAUUCGAAAAGCCCAGGGGAAGAAUCUCGAGGCCAUCCGAGAGCUGAAUGAGUAUCUGGAACAAUUUGUUGGAGACCAAGAAGCUUGGCAUGAACUUGCAGAGCUUUACAUCAAUGAACAUGACUAUGCAAAGGCAGCCUUCUGCUUAGAGGAGCUUAUGAUGACUAAUCCACACAACCACUUAUAUUGUCAGCAAUAUGCUGAAGUUAAAUACACUCAAGGGGGUCUUGAAAACCUUGAGCUAUCAAGAAAGUAUUUUGCACAAGCACUGAAGCUUAACAACAGAAAUAUGAGAGCUCUGUUUGGACUUUACAUGUCUGCCAGUCAUAUUGCUUCCAAUCCAAAAGCAAGUGCAAAAAUGAAAAAGGAUAAUAUGAAAUAUGCCAGCUGGGCAGCAAACCAAAUAAACAGAGCAUACCAGGUUAGUACAUCAUUGCUUUAUGAUACUCUUAACAUGCUGUAUAGUUCUUUUCUGCCCUUUUUUCAGCUGCUGUUUAAGAGGUAAACAUGUAAACCAGCA
Messenger RNA from Pipra filicauda (Wire-tailed manakin), 1009 nucleotides. RefSeq names its product ER membrane protein complex subunit 2 (gene EMC2). Gene Ontology annotation, biological process: protein folding in endoplasmic reticulum. NCBI's taxonomy places the organism in Eukaryota, Metazoa, Chordata, Aves, Passeriformes, Pipridae. Gene Ontology annotation, molecular function: protein binding. Bases 128 to 994 code for a protein of 288 amino acids. The transcript has 10 exons. The record is from RefSeq and is a predicted model, not a curated record. Gene Ontology annotation, cellular component: EMC complex.